Rangifer tarandus platyrhynchus (Svalbard reindeer) is the source of this 4026-nucleotide messenger RNA. NCBI's taxonomy places the organism in Eukaryota, Metazoa, Chordata, Mammalia, Artiodactyla, Cervidae. The record is from the annotation of a GenBank genome assembly.
AUGCUGGACCCUUCAUCCAGCGAGGAGGAAUCGGAUGAGAUCGUGGAGGAGGAGAGCGGCAAGGAGGUGCUGGGCUCGGCCGCGUCCGGCGCGCGCCUGUCUCCCAGCCGCACGAGCGAGGGCUCGGGCGGCGGCGCAGGGCUUGGGGGCGGCGGCGGGGCCGGCGCCGGGGCCGGGAUGGGCGCCGGCGGCGGCGGGGGCAGCGGCGCGAGCGGCGGCGGCGGGGCCGGGGGGCUGCAGCCGAGCAGCCGCGCCGGUGGCGGCCGACCCUCCAGCCCUAGCCCGUCGGUGGUGAGCGAGAAGGAGAAGGAGGAGUUGGAGCGGCUGCAGAAGGAAGAGGAGGAGAGGAAGAAGAGGUUGCAGCUCUACGUGUUCGUGAUGCGCUGCAUCGCCUACCCCUUCAACGCCAAGCAGCCCACCGACAUGGCUCGCCGGCAGCAGAAGAUCAGCAAACAACAGCUGCAGACAGUCAAGGACCGGUUUCAGGCUUUCCUCAAUGGGGAAACUCAAAUCGUGGCUGACGAAGCCUUCAUGAACGCUGUCCAGAGUUACUAUGAGGUGUUCCUGAAGAGCGACCGGGUGGCACGCAUGGUGCAGAGCGGCGGCUGCUCCGCCAACGACUCGCGAGAAGUCUUCAAGAAGCACAUCGAGAAGCGCGUGCGCAGCCUGCCGGAGAUCGACGGCCUCAGCAAGGAGACCGUGCUGAGCUCCUGGAUGGCCAAGUUUGAUGCCAUUUACCGCGGGGAGGAGGACCCCAGGAAGCAGCAGGCCCGGAUGACGGCCAGCGCUGCUUCCGAGCUGAUUCUGAGCAAAGAGCAACUCUACGAGAUGUUCCAGAACAUUCUUGGGAUCAAGAAGUUCGAGCAUCAGCUGCUGUACAAUGCUUGCCAGCUGGACAAUCCGGAUGAGCAAGCAGCCCAGAUCAGACGAGAGCUGGAUGGCCGUCUCCAAAUGGCAGACCAAAUAGCCAGGGAGCGCAAAUUUCCCAAGUUCGUAUCCAAAGAAAUGGAAAACAUGUACAUUGAGGAGCUGAAAUCAUCCGUCAACCUGCUCAUGGCUAAUUUGGAGAGCAUGCCAGUGUCCAAAGGUGGUGAGUUCAAGCUUCAGAAGCUCAAACGCAGCCACAACGCUUCCAUCAUUGACAUGGGUGAGGAGAGUGAGAACCAGCUAUCCAAAUCAGACGUCGUGCUGUCCUUCUCCUUGGAGGUGGUGAUCAUGGAAGUCCAAGGCCUCAAAUCCUUAGCUCCAAAUCGCAUUGUAUAUUGCACGAUGGAGGUGGAAGGAGGAGAGAAACUACAGACUGACCAGGCUGAGGCUUCAAAACCAACCUGGGGCACCCAGGGCGACUUCUCUACAACCCAUGCACUGCCCGCUGUGAAGGUGAAGCUGUUCACGGAGAGCACGGGAGUCCUGGCCUUGGAGGACAAGGAGCUGGGACGGGUUAUUCUCCAUCCCACCCCCAACAGCCCCAAACAGUCAGAGUGGCACAAAAUGACCGUCUCCAAAAACUGCCCCGAUCAAGACCUCAAAAUCAAACUUGCUGUCCGAAUGGAUAAACCUCAGAAUAUGAAGCAUUCUGGGUAUUUAUGGGCCAUCGGUAAGAAUGUCUGGAAGAGAUGGAAGAAAAGAUUCUUUGUCUUAGUGCAGGUGAGUCAGUACACGUUUGCCAUGUGCAGUUACCGGGAGAAAAAAGCCGAGCCUCAGGAACUUCUCCAACUGGACGGCUACACCGUGGAUUACACGGACCCCCAACCAGGUUUGGAGGGUGGCCGAGCCUUCUUCAAUGCAGUCAAAGAAGGAGACACCGUGAUAUUUGCAAGUGAUGAUGAGCAAGAUCGCAUUCUCUGGGUCCAGGCCAUGUAUCGGGCCACAGGGCAGUCACACAAGCCUGUGCCCCCAACCCAAGUCCAGAAACUAAAUGCCAAGGGAGGGAAUGUGCCUCAGCUGGAUGCCCCUAUCUCCCAAUUUUACGCAGAUAGAGCUCAAAAACAUGGCAUGGAUGAAUUUAUCUCUUCCAACCCCUGUAACUUUGACCACGCUUCCCUCUUUGAGAUGGUACAACGCCUAACUUUGGAUCACAGACUUAAUGAUUCCUAUUCUUGCCUGGGCUGGUUCAGUCCUGGCCAGGUGUUUGUACUAGACGAGUACUGCGCCCGGAACGGAGUCCGAGGCUGCCACCGCCAUCUCUGCUACCUCAGAGACUUGCUCGAACGGGCAGAAAACGGCGCCAUGAUCGACCCAACCCUCCUCCACUAUAGCUUCGCCUUCUGUGCGUCCCACGUCCAUGGGAACAGGCCCGAUGGGAUUGGAACUGUGACUGUUGAAGAAAAGGAACGUUUUGAAGAAAUCAAGGAGAGGCUCCGAGUUCUCCUGGAAAAUCAGAUUACACAUUUUAGGUAUUGCUUUCCAUUUGGUCGACCUGAAGGUGCUUUGAAAGCUACCCUCUCACUCUUGGAAAGGGUCUUGAUGAAAGACAUUGUAACCCCAGUGCCACAAGAGGAGGUAAAAGCAGUCAUCCGUAAAUGUCUAGAGCAAGCUGCUUUAGUCAACUAUUCUCGACUGUCAGAGUAUGCCAAAAUCGAAGAAAAUGUAGGCCGGUUAAUCACUCCUGCCAAAAAGCUGGAAGAUACAAUACGUCUUGCUGAACUAGUCAUUGAAGUUCUUCAGCAGAACGAAGAGCACCACGCAGAGGCCUUCGCGUGGUGGUCAGACUUGAUGGUGGAGCAUGCCGAGACGUUCCUGUCACUCUUCGCGGUGGACAUGGAUGCGGCGCUGGAAGUGCAGCCCCCAGACACGUGGGACAGCUUCCCGCUGUUCCAGCUGCUGAAUGACUCCCUCCGGACUGACUAUAAUUUGUGCAAUGGAAAAUUUCACAGACACCUGCAAGACCUGUUUGCCCCACUUGUGGUUAGAUAUGUGGAUUUGAUGGAGUCCUCAAUUGCACAAUCCAUUCACAGGGGCUUUGAGCGGGAGUCAUGGGAACCAGUCAAGAGUUUAACCAGUAAUCUACCCAAUGUGAACCUACCCAAUGUGAACCUUCCCAAAGUACCAAAUCUACCAGUUAACAUCCCUCUAGGCAUCCCACAAAUGCCUACUUUUUCGGCACCGUCAUGGAUGGCUGCUAUAUAUGAUGCUGAUAAUGGAUCAGGCACUUCAGAAGAUCUGUUCUGGAAACUCGAUGCCCUGCAGACCUUCAUUCGGGACUUGCACUGGCCCGAAGAGGAGUUUGGAAAGCACCUGGAACAACGGCUGAAGCUGAUGGCAAGUGACAUGAUCGAAUCUUGUGUCAAAAGAACCAGGAUUGCAUUUGAAGUUAAGCUGCAAAAAACCAGUCGAUCAACAGAUUUCCGAGUCCCACAGUCAAUAUGCACCAUGUUUAAUGUUAUGGUUGAUGCCAAAGCUCAAUCAACAAAACUUUGCAGCAUGGAAAUGGGCCAAGAGCAUCAAUACCACUCAAAAAUAGAUGAACUAAUUGAAGAAACUGUUAAAGAAAUGAUAACACUCUUGGUUGCAAAGUUCAUUACAAUCCUGGAAGGAGUGCUUGCAAAAUUGUCCAGAUAUGAUGAGGGGACUUUGUUUUCUUCUUUUUUGUCAUUUACCGUGAAGGCAGCUUCCAAAUAUGUGGAUGUACCUAAACCUGGGAUGGACGUGGCCGAUGCAUACGUGACUUUCGUCCGCCACUCUCAGGAUGUCCUUCGUGAUAAGGUCAAUGAGGAGAUGUAUAUAGAAAGGUUAUUUGAUCAAUGGUACAACAGCUCCAUGAACGUGAUCUGUACCUGGCUGACGGACCGGAUGGACUUACAGCUUCACAUUUAUCAGUUGAAAACUCUAAUUAGGAUGGUCAAGAAAACCUAUAGAGAUUUCCGAUUGCAAGGAGUCCUGGACUCAACCUUAAACAGCAAGACCUAUGAAACCAUCCGGAACCGUCUCACUGUGGAGGAGGCCACAGCGUCUGUGAGCGAGGGUGGGGGCCUGCAGGGGAUCAGCAUGAAGGACAGCGAUGAGGAAGAUGAAGAGGACGAUUAG